AUGGUGGAUGGACUUGGUGCAGACUCCACUCUGAAGCCUCCUAACGUCGUUGCUGGUGCAGCGAAAUUUAGCCCUUCCAAGCAAAGGCUUCCAUUCCGGCGUGUCGAAGAUGAUGCCUCCGGAGUUCUACCAGAGUUGGCUGACAAUUCUUUUGCUGCGAAGAAAGGAGCUCGAGGCAGUUGGGGCGAACGCGCGGACAUGACACUUAAAUUCACUCGCGGCAAGGAUUUCCGCCACGAGAAGACAAAGAAGAAACGUGGGACAUACAGUGGUGGAGUCAUCUCCACUGCUGUGUGUUCCUUCAAAUUUAACGAAUAG
Molecule: messenger RNA, 318 nt
Organism: Hydatigera taeniaeformis
Lineage: Eukaryota; Metazoa; Platyhelminthes; Cestoda; Cyclophyllidea; Taeniidae
Source: the annotation of a GenBank genome assembly